ACAUCUAAGGGCAUUGAUAAGAUCGUAAACGCCACCUUUGCAAGUCAGUCGACUUCCUGUGUCCGAGCCUGCAUCAUGGGACUGCUCUUCGCGCUUCUCCUUCUCUGCCCCGCGCUGGCGCUGAGCGCCGACAGUACACCAGCACCCUAUCGCAAGGAGUGUUACGGAAACCUGGGAUGCUUCGACAACAAAGCACCUUAUGACAACGCCCAAGGAAAAAUUCCCAAUUCACCCUCAGCUGUCGGCACUGUCUUCAGAUUGUUCACCCGUCGGGACAAGAUCAACGGCCACGACCUGAAGUACGAUGACGCAAGUUCCUUGACCAGUGCCCACUUCAGCGGCUCAAAACCCACCAAGUUUGUCAUUCAUGGUUUCGGUGGUAGCAUCAGCAAUCAGUGGAUGGUGGACAUCAAAAACGCUCUCUUGGACAAAGGAGAUUACAACGUGGUCCUCGUCGGCUGGGCAAAGGGUGCUGUUAUGCCUUUGUAUGCCCAGGCUGUUGCCAACACUCGCCUUGUCGCCGCUGAGAUCAAAGCUCUGGUGAACGAGAUGGUAGCCAAAGGUCUCAACCUGAACAACCUCCACCUCAUCGGUCACUCUUUGGGCGCCCAGAUCUCUGGUAAUGCUGGUAGACUGCUCGGAGGACACGCUGGGCGUAUCACUGGCAUGGACCCUGCUCGUCCCAGUUACGAGUUCAAAUCAACAACUGUCAGACUGGACUCCAGCGAUGCCAAAUUUGUCGACGUCAUCCACACAAAUGGUCUUGUAGCACAGAAUGGCGGUUUGCAAGGCUAUGGCGUCUUCCAACAGACUGGCACAGUCGAUUUCUAUGUCAACGGGGGAGAGAAACAGCCAGGAUGCAAAGAUAUUUCUGCUAUCGCUGAUAUCUGGGAUAAAAUCUUUGGAAAGCGUGAUAUUGGCCAGGAUGUCUCAUGCAGCCAUGGCAGAUCCCAUGAUUACUUCCUCGAGUCUAUCAAAUCACACUGCGCUUUCACCGGCUACAAGUGUGCCUCAUACGCUGAUUAUGAAAAAGGCCUGUGCAAAAGCUGUUCCAACAACGGCUGCAACGUGAUGGGUUUCAACGCUGAUCCGCACAAGGCUAGGGGAAAGCUCUAUCUGGACACCAAAUCUGCCAGUCCGUUUUGCUCAUGAUGGGAAGGCCGUUUAUGCAGAGCAUACCUUGGUGACAGAGUGUCAUGGCAACAAAUGACGUCAAAUUGAUGGUGAUCACAGAUCAACACAUUUCGUCACAGCUUAAAAGACCUGCACCAAUUGCGUACAUAAGAUCAAUUGUAUGAUAUGCCAGCAAAAGAACUCAGUACUAAUAGAUUGGACAUCGAAAAAACUAAA
This is a messenger RNA of Aplysia californica (California sea hare), 1350 nucleotides long. Its product is annotated as pancreatic triacylglycerol lipase. The transcript is spliced from 8 exons. Gene Ontology annotation, biological process: lipid metabolic process. The coding region runs from base 76 to 1152 and encodes 358 amino acids. The record is from RefSeq and is a predicted model, not a curated record. Gene Ontology annotation, molecular function: lipase activity. Lineage: Eukaryota; Metazoa; Mollusca; Gastropoda; Aplysiida; Aplysiidae.